Molecule: messenger RNA, 5604 nt
Organism: Didymosphaeria variabile
Lineage: Eukaryota; Fungi; Ascomycota; Dothideomycetes; Pleosporales; Didymosphaeriaceae
Exons: 5
Coding region: 1-5604 (1867 amino acids)
Biological process (GO): Golgi to endosome transport
Cellular component (GO): trans-Golgi network; endosome
Source: RefSeq, a predicted model, not a curated record
AUGGCUCAUGAUUCUUCUGCUAAUCUCCAGAUAUUCUCGCCAACGGGCUCCGGUCGCUCCUCACCCUCGCCCCGCGUAACGCGCAACCACGCCGAAGACGCGCUGCAGAAGAAGGACAAAGGCUUCCGACGCUAUGCAGCUGGUGUCGAGCGCGCACUCGCACUGUGGGACACGGCACAGCAGGAAUGGGCUGACUACAUAUCGUUCUUGGGGAGGCUUUUGAAGGCUCUGCAGUCUCAUCCUUCCGAAACAACGGUUAUUCCCCAUAGCGAUGCAGUCGCACUCCGAUUAGCGCAGUGCUUGAAUCCAACAUUACCCUCUGGAGUACACCAGAAGGCGCUGGAAGUGUAUUCGUACCUGUUCGCAACCAUUGGUAAAGAUGCGCUUGCUCGUGAUCUUGGUCUCUACUUCCCAGGACUGUCCUCAGUGCUCUCUUUUGCCUCGCUCUCGGUCCGGCCACUCUUCCUAACCGUAUACGAGAGCCACAUUCUGAAGCUCGACGGGUCAGCCCUUCGCCCCGCGCUCAAGGCUGUCAUCCUGUCUUUGCUCCCAGGGUUGGAGGACGAAACUAGUGAAGACUUUGAGCGCAUGGUAUCUGCGCUCGACAAGCUACGUGAGGCUGUAAGGAGUCGUUCGGAGGGAGUCUCAGAUGCAAAGACCGAGGCCGGUUCGUCGCACUUCUGGCAAUGUUUCUUCUUGGCGGCCAUCACAAACGCAUCCCGCAGGCAAGGUGCUCUUGCCUAUCUUGUGCGGCGCUUGCCAAAGUUCAGCCUUCCACAACGGCGUGCAUCCGUUGCGACAGACUCCGGUGCGCUUUCCGAAGGGCUGUUGGUCGAAGCUGAAGCCGCCAUUACUCCAGAGCCGGGUUUGCUUAUUCGAUGCUUCGAAGCUGGUCUUUCUGAUACUCAGCUAUUGAUACAGCGAGGCUUUCUCGAUUUGCUUGUUACGCAUCUGCCUCUAGACUCUCCCGUACUGCAGGACCGAAUCGGCAAAGAGGAUCGAGAGCGGAUUGUAGCUGCUGCUGCAGGCGUUGUUUCGCGGAGAGACAUGAGUCUGAAUCGAAGGCUGUGGGCCUGGUUUCUCGGCCCCGAGCCGGCACCCGAUCUGGAUCGCAACGACGCUGUUGCAUCACCGAUGCAAGACAAACACGGCCCAGCAUCCGACCCAGCAGCCUACCAUGCCGCCUAUUUUUCGCACUUCGGUCUUGAAGCGCUGACUCAGAGUGUGUUGAAGAUGAUCAACAAACCUACCAAACAUCCUGCUGAGCGCGCAAAACCGUUUCGUGUGUGUCUGUCUCUCAUGGACCGGUGGGAAGUCGGAGGUUUGAUUGUGCCGGAGAUAUUUCUCCCCGCAUUACAAAGCAUCGAGUCUUACAGUGAAAUAGCUACGAAAGCUCAAGUCGACGAGGUCUUGCGAAGCGCAAGUACGUUCUUUGAUGGCGUCGACAGCGGACUGAUCUGGGGCAAAUUGAUCCAAUUAGUCACGACCUCGCUGGAGCCGGACUUUUCGAGCCCACGAGAAGCUCUUCGACAUAUGCGAUUAGCCAAAUUUGUCCUGUCCCGCUUCAAUCUCAAAGAAGAAGACAUGCUGCUUCAUCACAUGCCACUGAUGGUCUUCUCCGCACUCGCAGCAUUGAACAGUAAAUCCGGCAGUGCUUCGAGCCUAUCCACCUAUGAUCGAGAAGUCGUAGAUCUUGCACUUGAAAUCAUCGACUCGCUCAUUCAAAUCGUGCCUGAUCGAGCGAUUAGGGGAUCCCAAAAGCACAAGAGCACCGAUGGCACAGACCAAGCAAAGAGUGUUGCUCUCGAGAAAGUACAAGCCUUCUAUGAUGAAUCCCAGGGCAGUCUGGAUAUGGUAGAACCCCCUUUCACCGCCCCCCAACUUGGUCACUUGAUUAUCGAAGAAUCAACGCGAAUGUUUUUUGCCUUUGUUCAGCUCCACCCCGAGAUCUCUGCGGAGACGCCUUCCAAGAUACUGGCAAAUGCUAUCGUCAAAGUCCAGCAAUUCGACGUCCUGAACGACAUGGAACCGUUCGCAGUGAUUCAACACGUCCUGUCAGCGCCUGCCAGCAAAAGCGGUCCACCACUAGCAUUUUCUCGCCUAAGUGCAGUCACCACCGUUCUUACUGGCCUACAGAUUGCGAAACCUUCGGACCCAUACAUUAGCGAAUCUCAGAUUGGUGAGAUCAUCCACCCCUUGGUUGCUGCCUUUUGGCAGUAUCUUUCACCGUUGAUGCCGAAAUACCAUGUAGAGGCUGUGAGGUGCAUACUGCAGUUACACAAUAUGUCGCCUUCAAAUCGUGUUGUAGAAGCAGCUUUGUCAUCGAUUUUGGUGCAUCACACGCUGGAAGGGUCAUCAAGCCUUCACUCUGCUGAUGCCAGUCGUCGAUUUGCGGUGAUCUGGACCCAUACUAUGUAUGAGCUCAGCUUGCAGUCGGAGAAGCGCGGUACUUUAUCACGUCGCACGAGUGCAAUGAGUCUCUCGAGCCUCGCCACCCAGGAGGUCAGCUUCCACUCCGUGCUCUCAAGACCGCUAAUGCUCCUCCUGGAUCUGCUUGGUGAAGAAGGAACUGAGGCCGUCGCUGUGAUCAGCACUUGGCUUGAAGAUCUUCCAACUCUCAACAAGGUCUUCGAGGUACUAGUCACUCAUUUGAAAUCCCUUCGAUGCUUGUCCAACACCGACAGUCUGGCUCCUGGUAUAGCGCAGCAUCCAGGAAGCUCACAAUUCACGGGAGACGACAGCAAAGAUUGUCUCUACUAUCUAAAACAUAUCCACAACAUACUGAAACGACCCUCGCAACACACUUGGGCGACGCUAGCUGAAGAAGCCGGUCUACGUCUCAAUGAAAUAACACCUAGGAUAUCAUUGCAAGAGUGGAUCGUAAGGAAUUGCCUGAAGACUAUCUCUCUGGAUAAUAAAAAGGAAGAUACCAGAAAGCCAGCACAUUUGGAAGAGCUUUACCAUGUGUCCGUUGACAUCAUCUCUAGAAUCUACGGCAGUCCAUUCGCGCUAGCUUUAAGGGACUUGGAGCUUGAGAUUCCUCUGAUGGCUCGUCUAAGGUCAGCUGGCCCUUCGCUGCAAAGUCUGCUACUCGGCGCCUCUCUACAUGCACUGCGACUACGUCUCACUCGACAGAAAGAGGCCCAGAUACCAGAGCAAAGACUCCAGAGCUCUGCAUCUCACAAGUCAAGGCUAUCUCUGGCUACCAAUAGGGACUCCGUGGAAGUUGAACCUGUGCCUGUUCCGCCACCGCCUCAACUAGUAGACAUUAUCAAGUAUGGAUUCUCUUCCUCGACAAGUCGCCUUGUUUUAGACGAUUGGGUUAACUUCCUUGUGGAGGUGCUCCCGCUCUUUGCAGAUGCCAUUUUCCAAAAUCUACUUCCCCUAGUGGAGUGUUUUUGCAAGGAAAUCCAGAAUACGUUCGAGCAACUGAAGGGUGUCUUUUGUAUCAAAGAAAACGCCGAACAAAUCUCGCCUGAGACAACUCUCAUAUCCCUCAUUAACGGAUUGGAGCAGAUUCUUGCUAGGGCACAUGACCGUCUCAUGAUGCAAGAGACAAAGUCUGUAGCCAACAAAUCACCAGAGCAACCUCAAGGCUUUUUUGGCAACAUGGUAUCAGGGGUAUUUGCAUCAGAGGCACAGCAAUCACGCACGCCGACAGCUAAUAGCAGACUAACCGUGUUGCUCUGUUUCCAAGACACUGUACGCAUAUGCUUCGCUAUCUGGUCGUGGGGAGGUUAUGCGACGAGCGGCGGACAACACGAUCCGACAUCGGCUUCUUCAUUUGGUUAUACCUCCUUGCGCAUGCGAAAUCGAGCGAGACGAAUAUUGGAACAUUUAUUCGCUGCGGAGGCGCUGGAAUGCUUGGAGACGCUCAUUGUGUUGUGGUCCCAUUCUCCCAAAGACGAUACCCAAGUAGAAGCCAUCAUGGGUCUUCUCAACGUAUUGAAUGGUUCAAAGCCAAAACACACCAUUCCAGCAAUCUUUAAUGCUGUAUACAGUCGAACAAAUCCAAACGCCCUCGACCCCAACCGCAUGUCUACCCUGACAUCCGACCUUACAGAUACGGACCUUGUUGCUUUCUUGGUUGACUACACUAAGUCCCUAGAGGAUGAUGCCAUGGACGAAAUAUGGCAAGAUUGCACUCUUUUCCUGCGAGAUGUUCUCGCAAAUCCACUUCCUCAUAGGCAAAUAUUGCCGCUGCUCCUCGAAUUCACGGCCGUCAUCGGGCAAAAGGUCGACAACACCAACUUCGGCGAGCAACGAAAAAUGAGGAAGGAGCUAGCAGACAUAUUCCAGCGUAUACUAACUGCUGUCUUCACCACACGUCCAAUGGGCCACUUUCAGGAGCCCAAUUCCGGCCAGGGAAAUGCCAAAGCGUCAGAGAAGCUUUAUAUUUCCACAAACAGCGCCCUCUCGCAGAAGCGUGCUGCGGACAUAGUUACUGUAUUGAACGCCAUAGUUCCACAUCUUCCCAUAAUACUUGUGGAAAACGAGCGCGUCUCAACCGUGGCGACAAACAUCGCCACUUCGGUCAUUGGCCCUACCUUUCGCACCAAAACUUUCCCCGAAAACGUAUCGAGCGGCGUCCUAGACCUGCUCCAAUCAUUAGCCAGAGUCGCACAAGGCAACAAGUUUUGGAAGAAGGAACUCUACGACGCUUUCAACGACAGUCGAUUUUUCAGCACAUCUUUGCCCCUGCUCAGAGACUCCUGGCUGCCCAUUUUAGCUCAAUGGGCACACUCCGAUAAAGAUCGUUUACCAGAAUUGCUAAGUAGACUGAGUGCGCCCACGACAGCAGGCAUAAUGUUCGGCGUAGGCGCGUCUUCUGCCCGUCAAGAAGCAGAUCGCAAGACGCAACUCACGCUCCGCCGCAUCGCGCUCCUUGUCUUGUCCAGCGCCGAAGAUGCGUUCACUUCAAACGUCCCAGCCAUCAUGUCCUCGGUCACGGAACUCCUAACCGCGACCCCCGCGUCCUCACCAUCUUCAAUAACCCGCGCAGAUGUCUUCAUCCUUCUCCGUGCACUCAUCCUCAAGACAUCAUCUAUCCACCUAGCCUCCUUGUGGCCGACUAUCAACGCCGAACUUACAUCCGCCUUGAGUAGUCUACUUCCCGAUGCGACGAACAGAGAGCACUACAACAAUGCAGGCAUCAUACAGGCAUGCAAAUUGCUGGACGAGCUCGUUAUCCUCAAUCCAGAUGAUUUCCAGCUCAUCGAGUGGCUUUACAUCUGCGACACUAUUGACGCCGCAUAUCCGACUGACGCCGCCACCUCUUCGUACCCUGCCAGUCUUGCAGACGAGAUAUCACAAGUGCUACAAGCCACCGGAUCUUCGAUUUCACGUCCGAUGACACAAAACGCGACCGAGGACGGUGGCGAACCGCAAAGGAUGCUGUUCUUGGAUCCGCUCAUUGAAGCGUUGGAGAGAGAGGAGGGUGCUGAAGUGAUCGAGAUGGCGAGGGGCGAAUUGAUUGAUAGGGUUGUGCGACCUUUCUUGGGGAGCCUGGGUAUGUUGGCUUUUGAGUCUACGUAUGGAGGUGGGGAGAUAGACGUGGAUAGUGUUUGGGCGAGCGUAGUAGCUGAUGCUAGGGGUGUAGAGUAG